Messenger RNA from Sitodiplosis mosellana (orange wheat blossom midge), 647 nucleotides. RefSeq names its product transmembrane protein 258 (gene kud). Gene Ontology annotation, biological process: protein N-linked glycosylation. The transcript is spliced from 2 exons. Gene Ontology annotation, cellular component: membrane-bounded organelle. The record is from RefSeq and is a predicted model, not a curated record. NCBI's taxonomy places the organism in Eukaryota, Metazoa, Arthropoda, Insecta, Diptera, Cecidomyiidae. Bases 129 to 371 code for a protein of 80 amino acids.
ACACUGACAAUUCGUCACUACGCCGGCCACGUAAAUAGUUUGUCACAUUAGAAACUCAAACAAUUAAAAGAAAUACAGACGCAAAAUUCGCGCAUCAAACCAGUUUCCAUCGAUAAAACGGAAAAAAAAUGGAGUCAUUGACACGAUAUGUAUCACCCAUCAACCCAUCCGUAUUCCCACAUUUGGCAACCGUACUGUUGAUCAUCGGCACAUUUUUCACAUCAUGGUUCUUCGUUUUCGUUGUAUCACGGCCAAAAGGAUUCAGUAAAAGCAGUCUCAUCUUCAAGGAAUUGCUCAUCAGUUUGUUUGCCGCUAUAUUCCUUGGCUUUGGUUUACUGUUCCUGUUCCUAUCCGUUGGCAUUUACGUCUAAUCCAGUCUAAGAACAACUCUACCAAAUAUUGAUAACACUAAUGAUUUCAGUUCAAUUUGAUCUUAAAGAUUUGUGUCCGAUUUUGUUUCUUUCUAUUCUUCUCUUCGUUUUAAUUUCAAAUGCAAAUGGUUUAACAUAGCAACAGAAAAAAAAGAGAUACCAUCAUCACCAGCACAGAUAUAUUUAGCCAACGCAUCUGCAUUUCUACUGAUGUAUGUAUAUGUGUAAGAAUUCACACUAAUAAAUGAAAAAAAACAGAAAAAAAAAAUCGAUAAA